AUGAAGUAAGUCUACCCAUUUCAUUACAUAUAAUCAUUAAAGAGAGCUUUAAGGAUACAAACAGCUUUCAGGAGGUACAGAUUCAAAAAGUAUAGGUCUCGCUUAUAUCAGAGAUGCAUGCGGUAAAGCAGCUCAUAGCAACAACUUAUUUUGCCUAAGCUUGCGAUACAUCAGAAAUAAAACUCAUAGUAGCAUGCCUUAGAGAGAAGCUAAUCUUCGUAUUUUAGUUGCAGAGGCCUUUUUGAAGAUAAACAGACUCCUACUAAGUCAGAAAGAAAAAAAUCUGUGUCAUUCAGUGACCCUUUGGAAGAAGUGUAUAUUGUCGAAAGUUUUAAAUCUCAAAGACCUAGGAGUGCUGAUAAAUACCGAAGAAGAAAUAGAUAUGAGAGAAAUUUCAUAACCUCAAUAGUAAAUCAGUAAUUACAGAGGAAGUAGAAAGAUGACUUCAUGGUGAGUCAUAGUGGCGAAAAUCAUGGAAGUAAAAUAGAAAUUCAAAAUAGUGCACUUAGCAUGCUUGAAAUAAAAUAUAGUCCUUGUAAUAAUAAUCCAAUCAAACCUUAUUAUUCUAACUCAUCGAAUAAAAACAAUAAUAAUUCAAAUCCAUAAGAUAUAUCAGAUCAACCAAUUAUUCAGCCAUCACCUAAAAGAAAGACAUCUUAAAGAUUAUUCAUGCUAUUAGGUAAUGACUCAAUCCUUGUACCAGACUUGCCAACAAUAAACGAGUUCCAAAGAUUCUCAAAAUCACUUGAGUAAAUUGCAAAAAAAGUAUCUUAAUAAUACAACACCAAUCAAGUCGAGUACUCUAAAGAUACCUAAUAACUUGAAUAACUCAUAGAAUUAUAACUAAAGAUCCUAGUAGAAUACAAUUCUAUAAUUGAUAAAGUUGCUAUAACAUCACAGAAAGUAACAAGGAACGAUAAAGAAUUUCAGUAAAAAGAUAGAAUAUAUUAUCCAGUCUCAAAGACUACAAAAGCCCCGAUGAAAAAUAUUACUAUGCUGUCUAAGUCUCCUAGAUCUAAGCCUAUACCUGUGUAUUAAUCAUCUAAUAGUAAUAAUACAUCAAUUACCACUUAAUCUAAAUCUCCAAACAUUAAAAAAGGUGAAAGUAGUCUGAAUUCAACUUUAAAUAAAAGUGACAAAAAACCCUAGAAAAUAAACAACCUAAAGAGUAGUAAUAGCAUUGCCAAAGGCAGUUUUAUAAAGUUACUAAAAAUUAAUGAAAGUGAUUCCAACAGAAAUGAAAACUCUAGCAAAUUAGAGAGUUUGAAUACAAGUAAUUCAUUUGCUCGUUUACAUAAUUAAUCUAUCAAAAAUAUCAGAAACAAGGAAUAAUCAUAGAAAGUUAAUAAGAAGGAAGUGCUUGACCCAAAUUUUUUUAAGAGAUAUCUAGAGGUAUAGAGUUUAUUGACAAGUAGUAAUCAAUUCACCACCAAGACAAGUAAGAUUUAACCAACUGAUAAUCAGCAUCAUGCUUAAUAGAAGAUAACUUCUUCAUUCAUAAUUGAUAAAGAAAAGCUGCAUGAUAUUUAAUAAUCAACAGAAUCAAUUUUAGUAGAUUAACGACCUAAAAGUCGCAAUCAAUUGAUGCCUGCUAAUGCCACUUAAACUUUCGGAAAGUAAUUUGAAUUGAACACACAAUUCUAAAAUACUGCUCUAAAGUCGUUUAACAAUAUCACUCCAAGAAAAACCCUAGACUUUCUCAGUUCUUUAGAAAUCAAUAAUAAACUCUCUCAUUCUUUUAUUAAUGAGUAAAAAAGUACUUUAAAAUUGAAUUCUAGGAAAAACUUUGUUUCCCCUAACUCAUCAGUUCUUAUGAAUAGACACUAAGAUGCACUGAAGAAACUUCAGAAAAAGCAGUAAGACUUUUCCUUCAAUCAAAGCGCAAGCAUUGCUCUUGAAGAGGAAAACAGAGACAAAAUGAAUGAUAUAUCUGUAGUAGAUAUAACUCCUGAUAAAAAUAAUAGUUUUAUAAAUAGUACUAAUUAGUAAUAAUAAAAAAGAAAUCUACAGACUAUAAGAUCAAGAUUACAACUAAACAGUUGCAAAUCUACUAGCUUGAUUCUUAAUAGAAGUCUUAAUUUUGAUACAAGCCAAUGA
Molecule: messenger RNA, 2097 nt
Organism: Stylonychia lemnae
Lineage: Eukaryota; Ciliophora; Spirotrichea; Sporadotrichida; Oxytrichidae
Source: the annotation of a GenBank genome assembly